This is a messenger RNA of Amoebophrya sp. A25, 685 nucleotides long. The record is from the annotation of a GenBank genome assembly. Lineage: Eukaryota; Dinophyceae; Syndiniales; Amoebophryaceae.
CUACAGUUAUUGGGAGCAGCACUCGAAGGACAUAAACAGGAAGCUGGUCUCGAGUCCAGUUCUGACAGCUUGUUCAACAGCUGCGACAGUCUGCGAACGAAAUCGCACGUGCCCUCCUCGGCGGCGACGAGGUAGUAGAAUAAGUAUGCACAAAACUGAAAUAUGCAAGUGACAGCCGAGCAGAAUAACUGACGAGAUACUGAACUGAAGAACAAAGAGUACAGCCGUUAAAAGCUACCGUCCGCCUUAUUUCAGUCAGUACUAACUCGGUUAUUUUCAGUUUUCGAUUAAGUAGAUUGUGCAUGAAUUGGUCACAAAUUUUAGAAAUAGACACUUCCGAUUCCAAAAAUUUGAAUUUCUUUCGGACCACGAGAAUCGAUCCAUCGACCGAUCAUAGAACAAAUACAAACAUGAAAAAUUCCUCUUUCGUAAUAUUACCUUCCUACAUAUGUAUCCUGGUGACUGUCCGCUCAGGUCGCCGCGCGUCGCCCAUCAAUCAUCGCAAGCUUCCUCGUCUGGCCAUGCUGGGACUUCUCUAGUUCCCGGCGAGCAUGGCGGUGAAGCAGACUCGUCUCAGUUUCUUCAGCGAGGUGGACAACAACGCGCUCUACUAGACGAAGAGCACGAAGAGCAUGAACAAGGGCAUCAAGGUGAAGCAGAGCAUCAAAAUGAAUUGAACAGCGAG